AUGAUGUACGGCAACAAUCCAUACGCACAAGGUGGAUGGUUUAACCCCGAAAACCCUCACUCGAUUAACGCUCCGUCAUGGAGCGUCCCAGCCAUUCGCCAACCUUCUAUCCUCGGUGCACUUCCCCGGAUCGCAGGCGGAGAAAAUAGUCAACUAACCUUCCGCCUGGCACCAAUCCACCCCGACAUCUUCAACUGCUCUCUCAUAGGCCCCUCCGGUCACACGAUCCUCACCGUCUCUUCCGAAUUCACUGAAAUGGGCGCCUACACACACUUCCGAAAAGAUGGGGCGAUCCUUGCGACCAUUGACUGGUGUCAAAAACCAACGGUCGUUAUCCACGGUAUUGUUAAUAAACAGCCCAUCUCUCAGUGGCUUUCACUAUCCGCUGACAGGAAGUAA
Cyclocybe aegerita is the source of this 399-nucleotide messenger RNA. The record is from the annotation of a GenBank genome assembly. NCBI's taxonomy places the organism in Eukaryota, Fungi, Basidiomycota, Agaricomycetes, Agaricales, Hemipholiotaceae.